AAUGAUUUUUUCUCCCCCAAACUUCAUGCACAGAUUUCUUAUCUUCAGCUGAGUAUCACCUGGUGCAUUUUUCUAGCCUCACAUCAAGAAAAGUUUAAGGCACCAUUUGAGGUGAAGAAAGAAGACCAUGAAUGUUGGUGACUCCAAAAGAAAAGUGGCCCUUAUCUCUGGGAUAGCAGGCCAGGAUGGAUCAUAUCUUGCUGAGCUCCUGCUUAGCAAAGGUUAUGAAGUUCAUGGAAUCCUAAGGAGAUCAAGCUCCUUCAAUACAGGACGAAUUCAUCAUCUCUAUGGUGAUGCAGUAACUCACAAGGAAGGUUUCAUGAAGCUCCAUUAUGGGGACCUAACUGAUGGGAGCUGUCUUGCAAGUAUUAUAUCUCAAACCCAGCCAGAUGAGGUCUAUAAUCUUGGAGCACAGAGCCAUGUCAAGGUGUCAUUUGAAAUGGGAGAGUAUACUGCCAAUGUUGAUGCUCUGGGGGCCUUGAGGUUGCUGGAUGCCAUCAAAUCAUGUAGCCUGGAAAAAAAAGUGCACUUCUAUCAAGCAUCGACUUCUGAACUCUUUGGAAAAGUGCAAGAGGUCCCACAGCGAGAAACUACCCCAUUUUAUCCUCGUUCACCAUAUGGAGUGUCAAAGUUGUUUGCUCACUGGAUCGUGAUCAACUACAGAGAGGCAUAUGGUAUGUUUGCUUGCAAUGGGAUUUUAUUCAACCAUGAAAGUCCAAGGAGAGGAGAGACAUUUGUCACACGCAAGAUCACUCGAUCUGUGGCAAAAAUUGCUCUUGGACAAAUGCAAAGCUUUGCUCUGGGCAAUUUGAAUGCCCAAAGAGAUUGGGGUCAUGCCAAAGACUAUGUCCAGGCAAUGUGGAUGAUGCUUCAACAAGAUGAACCAGAUGACUAUGUGAUAGCUACAGGAGAAGCACAUAGUGUCAGGGAAUUUGUUGAAGAAGCUUUUAGAUUCAUCGGAAAGGAAAUCAUAUGGAAAGGAGAAGGUAUCGAUGAAAUUGGCAUUGAGAAGGAUUCAGAAAUUGUGAGAGUCACAGUAGAUUCAAAGUUCUAUCGACCAACAGAAGUGGACUUCCUCCUUGGAGAUGCAUCAAAGGCUAGAGAGAAGUUCAACUGGAAACCAUCUAGAACUUUCAAAGACCUGGUGGCAGACAUGAUGACUCAUGAUUUUGAGAUGAUGAAAAAGGACCCAACUGCAUGAUGUUCUGCUAGGGGGGAAGUCAAUAACUGCACCACAGUUACUCAGAUUUUGUUCAUGGAGCACAGAACAUGGUGGAAUCAACCAUAUCUUUGGGCAUUGGAGGAAUAUGUUGGCUGUGAUCUGAUAAUUAUUCUUUUUUCACCAUUCCUCGCGGUUUCAAGGUCUCAUUUAUCUAACCUGUGAUUUUGUAUCCCUUUGAAUUUGUGACUUUUGGUCAUUCUGAUAUGAACUAUUUUAUUCCAAAGGCAUGGGC
This is a messenger RNA of Darwinula stevensoni, 1454 nucleotides long. The record is from the annotation of a GenBank genome assembly. Lineage: Eukaryota; Metazoa; Arthropoda; Ostracoda; Podocopida; Darwinulidae.